Messenger RNA from Gongylonema pulchrum, 327 nucleotides. The record is from the annotation of a GenBank genome assembly. Lineage: Eukaryota; Metazoa; Nematoda; Chromadorea; Rhabditida; Gongylonematidae.
AUGUCUGUGCGCUACAGGAUUAUCAGUGGUGAUCCUCAAAGCUUCUUUUUAAUCGAUCCAAAAACAGGUUAUGUGGUAACUCGCGGAAGACGUCGCCUUGACCGUGAAACCCAAAAAGAGUACGUUAUUACGGUUGAGAUAUGUGACCAGGGUGAUCCGAUACUCUGUAGUACCGUACCCAUUGUUAUUGCGGUCAAUGAUCUGAACGAUAAUUCGCCCUAUUUCAAGCAAUCCGCCUUCCGUUUUAUUGUACCGGCUGGCGAAGUUGGCGAGCUUUGCAGGCAGGCAUUACUUCAGUUUCAUUUGGUAUCAGCUAGGAGACAUUAA